AUGAAGCUGAAUCUGUACAAAAGCUCAAUUAUAAGUGUAGGUGCAGAUGAAUCUAUUAGUGAUUUGGCGAUGGAGCUUGGCUGCAAGGUGGAGUCUAUGCCUAUAAAGUAUUUGGGGUUGUCGUUGGGGGUUACAGUAAGGAACACUUUAAUUUGGGAGGUUGUUAUUCAGAGAAUGGAAAGUAGAUUAGCUUUGUGGAAUAGAAAAAUUUUGAACAAGGGUAGAGGUUUCUGGAAGAACAUUUUGAAAUCUAGCUCUUUGAUACAGGAUGGUUGUGAGCUGCAGGUCAAGAAUCGUAAGUCGGUCAGAUCCUGGAUCACACUUCACAGCGUUUAUACGAACGGGAAUAUAGUCCUUGUACACUGUACAGUUUCUUUAAGAAAUAAAUACACCCCUCUUCUUCACUGCCUAAAGAUUCUGAACUCAAAAGUCUCAACCAAAACUAUCCUCCACAAAACAGAAGAGCGAGAAAAAGAAACAAAGAUUCUGGCAGCAAUGAAUGGUGUUGUAUCAAUGGCAACAACAUCACAAGCAUACUUACAGGGCAAACAAGUAACUGAAUCUAUGGCGUUAGUUGCUGAACUGUGUCGUCACUUUUAUUCACUUGGUUGGGUUUCUGGUACUGGUGGUAGUAUUACUCUUAAAGUUCAUGAUGAGUCAAUCCCUAAACCUCAACAAAUCAUUGUCAUGUCUCCUUCUGGUGUUCAAAAAGAAAGAAUGGUACCUGAAGAUAUGUAUGUACUUUCAUCAACUGGUUCUGUUCUAUCUACACCUACUCUUAAACCGUACCCUCAAAAACCUCCCAAGUGUACUGAUUGUGCUCCUCUUUUUAUGAAGGCAUAUCAGAUGCGAAAUGCUGGUGCUGUAAUUCACAGUCACGGGAUGGAGUCUUGCAUUGUGACGAUGCUUAACCCAAAUGCUAAAGAGUUUCGGAUUACUCACAUGGAGAUGAUAAAGGGAAUUCAAGGCCAUGGAUAUCAUGAUGAUCUUGUUGUCCCAAUUGUGGAAAAUACUGCCCAUGAGGGUGAGCUCACAGAUUCUCUUGCUGAAGCGAUUAAAGCCUAUCCCAAAACCACAGCAGUGCUUGUCCGUAAUCACGGGAUCUACAUAUGGGGUGACUCCUGGAUUAAUGCAAAGACUCAGGCGGAAUGCUAUCACUAUGUCUUCGAGGCUGCUAUCAAACUCUAUCAAUUGGGCUUAGAUUGGUCGACCCCAACCCAUGGUCCAAUUCAAAGCGUCAAAAAACUUCACUAUGGUGAUAGUAAUGUUAAGACGAGGGCUACGACAGGUGGUAAUGGAGCUGAUCCACCCCACCGCUGUGUUGUUCUUGACAUUGAAGGGACAACAACUCCUAUAACAUUUGUAACUGAAGUUCUUUUCCCAUAUGCUCGUGAUAAUGUGAGGAAGCAUUUAACUGCCACAUAUGAUACUCAACAAACCAAAGAUGAUAUUAAGUUGUUGCGUGCUCAAGUUGAGAGUGAUUUGAAAGAAGGUGUUGUUGGUGCCCUGCCCAUUGCCCCUGAUGAAGCUGGCAAGGAAGAAGUGAUUGAUUCUUUGGUAGCCAACGUCGAAGCUAUGAUUAAAGCUGACAGAAAAAUUACCUCUCUUAAAGAAUUGCAGGGUCAUAUAUGGAGAACUGGAUUUGAAAAUAAUGAAUUAAAGGCAAUAGUUUUUGAGGAUGUACCACAAGCUCUUAAAAGGUGGACGGAUUCAGGCAUCAAAGUAUACAUAUAUUCCAGUGGUAGCAGGGAAGCUCAACGGCUUCUCUUUGGCAAUUCAAUCUAUGGAGACUUGAGAAAGUAUUUAUGUGGAUUUUUUGAUACCACAGUAGGAAACAAAAGAGAAACUCGUAGUUACAUGGAGAUUGCCCAGUCGUUGGGUGUGGAUAAUCCAUCAGAGAUCUUAUUUGUAACAGAUGUAUUUCAAGAAGCCGUGGCUGCAAAGGAAGCAGGUUUGGAGGUCAUCAUUUCUGUCCGACCGGGAAAUGCACCUCUUCCAGAAACCCACGAGUUUAAAACAGUGACAUCCUUUUCAGAAAUCUGAGGUCCAAAUUAAUUUUCUGUAAUCUUAUUAAUGUGGCACAAUGUUGUGAUUAAUAAAUGAAUCAAUAAAUGUCUUGACGUAAAUGGGGUUUGUUAGAGUUUUCAAAGUCCAAGUCAUACAAACUUCAUAUUUCUCCAACUGCCGUAAGAAAUGACAUUAGCUUGUGGGAUGUUUCAAUAUUUUUAGAUUUAUACUUCACAAGUUCACACAUCCUUUACCCUCUUGAAAGAAACCUUUAUCAAUAAAGCAGGUUAUCACCUUA
Papaver somniferum (opium poppy) is the source of this 2305-nucleotide messenger RNA. RefSeq names its product probable bifunctional methylthioribulose-1-phosphate dehydratase/enolase-phosphatase E1 1. Lineage: Eukaryota; Viridiplantae; Streptophyta; Magnoliopsida; Ranunculales; Papaveraceae. Bases 1 to 2043 code for a protein of 680 amino acids. Gene Ontology annotation, molecular function: acireductone synthase activity; magnesium ion binding. The transcript has 14 exons. Gene Ontology annotation, cellular component: cytoplasm. The record is from RefSeq and is a predicted model, not a curated record.